GGAUUUCUGGACCGUCUUGUAGAAGAGAGGUCUCUUGGAGACAGAAUGGAUGACCAGAAGCCGCCUGGUGAGGACAAAGACUCUGAGACGCCAGCGGCAGAUGGAGUGGUGUCCUCGGAGGAGCAGGGCAGCGUGGAAGCUGAGCCCCUGAAGCCGCCAGAAGAGAGCCCUGUGAAAGAGCCCUUGGAAGAACCAGAAGCUAAAGAGGAACCUCCGCUGCUCUGCUGCUCCCCUCCCAAGCGCUGUGCGUUCUGUAACUGCAGCAAAUGGAGCUUGCACGGGCAACGGGAGUUGUUGCGUUUCGAUCCGGCCCCCGACUGGGCAGAAGGUCUCUCUGAGCCUCUGGAAGGGGAGCAGCCUGGCUCGAGAGAAGGUGCGAAUGAGGACCAGACCCUCAUUGGCUUUGCGGACGGCGUCUCAGUGCGAGAGGUGUUUGAGCCAACAGGCCACUUCUGGGCUCAUCACUGGUGUGUGGUGUGGUCAGCUGGAGUCUUGCGAGUGGAAGGGUCAUGGUUGAGCCAUGUGAACAAAGCCGUCAUCUCAGGGAUUGCACAGAAAUGUGAACACUGUCGGAGACUGGGUGCUACCAUUCCAUGUCAUGCGGAGGGGUGCCAGCGCCACUAUCACUUCCCCUGUGCUGCGGCCAGUGGCUCCUUCCAGUCCAUGAAGUCCUUGAAGCUCCUGUGUCCAGAGCACCUGGACCAGGCUGUGCAGAUGGAGGACUCGCGCUGCAUGGUGUGCGAUGCACCCGGGGACUUGCGUGAUCUACUCUUCUGCACCAGCUGUGGCCUGCACUACCAUGGCACCUGCUUGGAGAUCACGGUAACGCCACGCAAACGCUCCGGCUGGCAGUGUCACGAAUGCAAAGUUUGCCAAACCUGUAGGCUAUCAGGGGAGGACAGCAUGACGUUAGUGUGCGAAGCCUGCGAUAAAUGUUACCAUACGUACUGCUUGAAGCCAGCCGUUGAGAGCCUUCCCACAGACUCCUGGAAGUGCAAGAGUUGUCGCGUCUGCUCUGACUGUGGCUUCCGCCCGUCUGCCCUGGCUCCUGGCUGCCAGUGGUACGAGAACUACUCUUUGUGUGAAGGGUGUCAAGAACGGCGUUGCAAAGAUGCUGACGGCACGGAGGCUGUACAGCGCAACCAAGAACACGUCCCCCCAGCGAGCAGUCCUCUAAAGAAUCCGUGCCCCGUAGCGGACACACCAGCAUCUCCUCUGCCAUCGGGAGACCCUCAUGUGGCCAGCCCGGGGCAAACAGAAAGCAGCAGUGGCCAUGCUGGCUCGCACCAAAAAGAGGUGGUCCCACCGGGAUGCGAUGAAAAACCCAUUGAUGCAGAAAAGCCUUUAGAGAUGUCCCGUGUGGAUCCAGAGGCCCCUGCAGGGCAGGAGCAGAUGGAAGUCGAGACAACGCUAGAGCCUGAAAACGCCCCCUCGCCAGCACCCCCUCCUCCGGUACCACCAGAUCCUGUCUCACCGGCCCACCCUGAGGAGUCGACUCCAGGUGCCAAAGAGCAGCUCGCCUUUGAGUCGCUGCCUGUAGAGCAGGAACCCACAGAGAGCCAUAUAGAGAUGGAACCAUCUACCCAGGCCGCUGAGGUACCUUCUCCCACAAGCCCUCAACCUGCCUCUUUCAAGGACGAUUCCCCUGAAGCUGCUGGAGGCGAGGCCAGCGAGGAGCCGAUGGAUACAGGGGUGGAGGGCAUCCCAGGCGGCAGUAGACUCCAGGCCGGCCAAGAAGAGGAGGAAGAAGAAGCCGUGGCAGCUAAGAUGGAACUUGAAGGAAGAUUGUCCCCUUCGCUGAGUGAGGAAGAGGCCCCAGAAGAAGGACACGCCGCAGCAGGGCUGGAGCCCAGCGAGGCUCCCCUCAGCUUUGCCAGCGAACCCAAGCGCUCUCCCUCGCCGGUGGAGGCAGAAUUGCUGGGCAGCACUUCCACCCCGUCGGAAGCCUAUGGCGCUGCCAACCCCAUCGAAGGAGGGGCAGGGGGUGAUGAGGAGGCAGGGCCAGCACCGCCCCCCUUGAGGCCCCACCCCUUGGUUAAGUCGGAUAUCGUUAAUGAGAUCUCCAACCUGAGCCAGGGCGAUGCCAGCGCGAGCAGCUUCCCGGGCUCGGAGCUUCCCUUCGCUUCCCCCUAUCACGAAGGCGGAGGCUCGUUCUCCAUGGAAAUGGCCGGCUUGACCUCCACCGAUGUCAGCCUGCAAAGGGACGACGGAGCUUCCUUGGCUCUGGCCGAGAUGGACGACUCCUUACUCUUCGACGUCAAAGGCGAGGGCGAAAAGGGACGGCGGCGCGGCUCUCCAGCCCGUUCCCGUGUCAAACAGGGUCGCAGCAGCAGUUUUCCCGGGAGGAGAAGGCCUCGGGGAGGGUCCCAUGGCGGUCGGGGGCGGGGCCGCUCGCGGUUGAAAUCCACCACUUCUUCAAUUGAUACAUUGGCGCUGGCUGACAUUGACAGCUCCCCCAGUAAAGAGGACGACGACGACGAUGACGACACCAUGCAAAACACAGUGGUGCUCUUCUCCAACACCGACAAGUUUGUGCUGAUGCAAGACAUGUGUGUCGUGUGCGGUAGCUUUGGCCGUGGCGCUGAGGGCCACCUCCUGGCGUGUUCUCAGUGCUCUCAGUGUUACCAUCCAUACUGUGUCAAUAGCAAGAUUACCAAGGUGAUGCUGCUAAAGGGCUGGCGUUGCGUAGAAUGCAUCGUGUGUGAAGUAUGUGGCAAAGCGUCCGACCCUUCCCGCCUGCUGCUGUGUGACGACUGCGACAUCAGCUAUCACACGUAUUGCUUGGACCCGCCCCUCAACACGGUGCCCAAGGGCGGCUGGAAGUGUAAAUGGUGUGUGUGCUGUGUGCAGUGUGGGGCAGUGUCGCCUGGUUUCCACUGUGAAUGGCAGAACAAUUACACCCACUGUGCGCCGUGCGCCAGUCUGGUCGCCUGCCCCAUUUGCCAUGUGAAGUAUGUGGAGGAUGACUUGCUAAUCCAGUGCCAGCAUUGUGAGCAGUGGAUGCACGCGGUAUGCGACAACCUUUUCACAGAGGAAGAAGUCGAGCAGGCAGCGGACGAGGGGUUUGAUUGUACCUCAUGUCAGCCCUAUAUAAUCAAGCCUGUAGUUCCAGUUCCCCCUCCAGAAAUUGUCCCCGUGAAGAUCAAGGAGCCAGAGCCCCAGUAUUUCCGAUUCGAAGGUGUCUGGCUGACAGAGACUGGUAUGGCCGUGCUACGCAACCUGUCUCUGUCACCGCUGCACAAGCGCCGACCACGUAAGGCAACGCCAACGAUACCACGACUGGGUCCCCUCAAUGGUGAAGGUGGGCUGGAAGGAGUUGACCCUCUGGGCCCAUAUGAGAAAAAGGAUGGCGAUGUAGAGGCAGAGGAGAUCUUGAAAGCUGAAGUUAGCGUUGAACACAUGGAAUGUGAAAUCAAACUGGAAGCUCCAGCUACCCCAGAGCGGGAAGCUGCUGCAGAUGCCGACUUGGGCAAGGGUCUGCUGGAGGACGCCGAGGAGGUCAAGAAACGGAAGCGCAAGCCAUACCGCCCAGGAAUUGGAGGGUUUAUGGUGCGACAGCGGAAGUCACACACGCGCUUGAAAAAGGGCUGUGCGGCCUUGGUAGAAGUCUCUCGCGAGUUGACUGGUGUGGAGGGGCACCCAGAAGAGGGGGCUCAGCUUUCAGAGAUCCCUGCGGAGGGCGCUGCUGAGCAGGGAGCGGCUGAGGGUGAUGAGAAGAAGAAGCGGCGUGGCAGAAAGAAGAGCAAGCUGGAGGACAUGUUCCCUGCCUACCUUCAGGAAGCCUUCUUUGGAAAGGCACUUCUGGACCUGAGCAGAAAGGCCCUGUUGGCAGCGGGUGGAGUGGGUGGAGAUGGGACGGCUCACCCUCCCGUCGGCCAGGGAGCCCCCAGGGCCAAGGUGGAUUCCGGCAUGCUCCAGAAAGGGCCUGUGGAUGGGAAGGAAGCUCCAGUUCAGCCAAAAGGGAAUGAAUGUGUUGAUGGCAAGGAGACAGGUGUCCCGGAAAACAACUUGAAAGCUGCUGAGGCCAAGCCCGAGACUACUGGCACGACAGAACCGAUGGUGCCCAAGAACACUCCAGAUCCUACAGGUGCCGAGAACCCAGCCACACCCCCGGGGGAGGGGGUGCUCAGCUCCGACCUUGACAAAAUCCCCACUGAAGAGCUCCCCAAAAUGGAGAGCAAGGAUGUCCAGCAGCUCUUUAAAGACGUUCUGGGAUCAGCCGAACGUGAGCAGCAACUCAACUGUGUUGCAGCCGAACCGGAGGCCGGGAGCCUUCGGGACCCAAACCGCACACAGCUUACCCAAAGGCCCUUCCUGCAAGGCGGAGGCGUCUCCCUUGGCUCCCUGCAGCCUGCUGUACCGAUGGAGACUUACUCUGGAGUUUGCCAGUCCCCGUUUCUUGAUAGCAGAGAAAGGAGUGGCUUCUUCAGCCCGGAGCAGUGUGAGCCAGAGAGCCCUUGGGCCAGCAGUUCUGCGGCUUCCACCCCCACCACCCCCACAACAGAGGGGGAAAGUGACGGGCUGUCCUAUAACCAGCGGAGCCUGCAGCGCUGGGAGAAGGAUGAAGAGCUGGGGGAGCUGUCCACCAUCUCACCGGUGCUUUAUGCCAACAUGAACUUCCCCAGCCUCAAACAGGAUUACCCAGACUGGUCUAGCCGUUGCAAGCAGAUCAUGAAGCUCUGGAGAAAGGUGCCAGCCCCAGAUAAAGCCCCUUACUUGCAAAAGGCCAAAGAUAACCGGGCGGCUCACCGCAUUAACAAGGUGCAGAAGCAAGCCGAGAGCCAGAUCAGCAAGCAACAAACCAAAGUGGAGGUGCUGCGGAGACCAGACCGCCCGGCCUUGCACCUGCGCAUCCCACCCCAGCAGGGGGCACUGCCAGGGGCCACCCAGCUGCCGCCACCUCCCCCUCCUUCCGCUGCCCCCUCAGCAGCCGGGCAGCCCAUUUACAUCAGCAAUGCUGCCACUCUGCCAAGCGGGUCGGGCGUUGAGUCGCCCAGUGAGCUCUUCCUCAAUCUCCCCUCUUCUGCCACCAGUGCCCAGCCCCCAGCUCAAGUGCCUUCGCACGAGCCCUACGGCAUGGCCUCUGCCUGCCCCGCACCAGAUCCACGUUUUCCUUCUCCUUCCGCAGUGCCUGCUGGCUUUACCUCCACUCCCACCGCCGCCUCCUCUGGACAGUCCCCGCACCUGCCCAUUCCUCGUCCAGCCCUGCAGUCGGGGGAGUUCCAGCCCACGCCCCCUGGAACGCCCAGGCACCACCCCUCCACCCCAGACCCCUUCCUUAAACCCCGCUGCCCGAGUGGGUCUUUGGAAAACUUGUCUGUGCCUGGAAGCCCCCAGCAACCUGCGCUGAUGCUUUCACCCCCACCCUUUGGGGAACAGAAGAAAGUGCUGGAGAUCAAGAAAGAAGAAGUGGGGCACGGAAUCUGCUCCCCAAGCUACGGCUAUGGCGACUCCCCAGCCAGCGCUCCUCACCCCAGUGAAAUGAAGGCUCCAGAUGUGUUUAAAGCCCCACUCACCCCACGGCAAUCUCAGGUGGAGCCGCAGAGCCCGGGCUUGGGGCAUAGGCCCCCAGAUUCUCACCCUCUGGCUUCUUCUCCCCCCAGCCAGGCUGAUCUCUACCGGCAAUCUCCGUUCCCGGAUCCUUAUGCUCAGCCUCCGCUGACACCUAGGCCUCAGCCCCCACCCCCAGAAAGCUGCUGUGCCCUCCCCCCUCGCUCACUGCCCUCCGACCCCUUCUCACGUGUACCAGCCAGCCCCCAGUCCCAGUCUAGCUCCCAGUCACCUCUCACUCCCCGGCCACUUUCUAAUGAAGCCUUCUGCCAGUCUCCGGUCACCCCUCGUUUUCAGUCCCCCGACCCCUACUCCCGGCCUCCUUCACGGCCGCAAUCCAGGGAUCCUUUUGCUCCUCUGCACAAGCCCCCUCGGCCCCAGAUGCCAGAAGCGGGCUUCAAACCCAUGCCAGUCUCCCACAACACCGCAGCAGUUGGGGGCUAUCCAACAGUGCCUCCUUCGGGUGAGCCCCACCCCAAGACCAGCCAGCAGCCCCAGUUUGCUCGCUCCCCUGGUGCUAAUGUCUUUCCAAAUGCUCAGCCCCAAAUGCGCUUCACCUUCCCUCCCAGUGAGCCAAUCAAGAGUUCCCCUUCCCAUGGGAUCAACAGCCAUUUUGCUCCUAGCAAACCCCAAAGCACAAGCUACGUUUCCUCACCGGGGUUCCAUCAAGCUGGGAGCCCUUUGGGGCCGGGCAAGAGCACCCCUGACUCUUACAACGUCUCCCCGCUGCGUCCUCCCUCGGUACUGCCCCAGCAGCCAUCUCAGCAAGAGAGCUCCUUGCCCUACCUGCAGCGGACAGGAAUGGCGCCACCCGGUGACAAGAGGGAAGAAGGAGUGGUGGGCCCGCCAAACAGGGAGCUGCAAGAACUGCCCGCCAGCCAGGAGGGGGCGAUCAACAACAUCAGCCAAACCGAGCUAGAGAAACAGCGACAGCGUCAGAGACUCCGUGAGUUGCUCAUCCGUCAGCAGAUCCAAAGGAACAACUUGCGGCAAGAGAAAGAGAGCGCUGCGGCUGCCGCAAACAACUCGCAGGCGUCGUGGAACCCCGAGGGCAGCGGACAAGCCUUUGAGCAGAUGAAUCGGAGCAUGACACCGUUUCCUUCGGCACAGGACAAAGGCAUCCUAGGCAAUCUGAGUACUCCCCCAGGAGGUAACAAGCUACCCAGCGGGGUAAUGGUGCACGCGCCCUACGUGCAGGAUGAGCGACUCGCCCGGCCGCCCCCAGCAGCCACUCCUUCUACUAUGGAUAUUAAUGGCAGGCCAUCGGUGGUAGCUGCACAACCAUUUUACCCUCGUGGCGUCUUCCAUGCCCCGUCGCCCCAGCAGCAGAUGUGGCAGCAGCAGCAGCAGCAGCAGCAGCAAGCGGUGUCCAUGCGCCUCCCAACCCCGUCCCGCUUCCCACAGCCGCCCACCCAAGACUUGAGCCGUCAAGCUCUGGGUGGCCUCGCCCCACGCCUGACAGGUCCUGGAGAACAGCUUCAGGCGUCAGCUGGCACCCUUGGAGCCCAGUUCAUCGAGCUAAGGCACAAUAUCCAGAAAGGAGUGGGUGGAAGCGGAACGGGCCCGGCUUUCGUCCAACAGAGUCCCCAGGUUCGACCCAGGUUUUUUUUGCCUGGAAAUGACAGCACCAGCCAGGCUUUGAAAGCUUCUGUUAUGCCCAUGCAGGCUCCUGUCCUGGGAACUCAAGUCAUACAAACCCCCAAAAUGUCAGUUUCUAUUUCCUCCUCCCCUCAGGGGGUGGAGAUGAACAACAACCAUCACCCUCACGCCAAGGCUGUGCCCCAUUUGAUUCUGCCGCCCGGCAACUUGGAGAUGCAACACAUCCCGCCCCGUCCGCUCUCUUCAUCUGGCCCCAAAGAGGUACCCAUUCCUCCAGCUGCCGCGGACACGGCUCCAGCCGCUGGUAAGACUCAGUUGGGUCUGGCCAGUAGGCAGUUACCUUGCGACGUGCCGGUGGAGCCCGAUUUAGACGAUGACUUUGAUUCCCACAAAGACCUGGAGGAUGACGACGACUUGGCCAACUUGAGUCUCGAUCCUGAUGUCGCCAAGGGGGACGACGAUCUCGGCAACCUGGACAAUCUGGAGACCAACGACCCACACCUCGAUGACCUGCUGAACGGUGGGGAGUUUGACUUGCUGGCCUACACGGAUCCGGAGCUGGACACGGGGGACAAGAAGGACAUCUUCAACGAGCAUCUGCGCCUGGUGGAAUCUGCCAACGAGAAGGCGGAACGGGAGGACCUCCUCAAGAAGGAGCCGCCUGCGGGGCCCUACCUCAAGGACAGCCCUUCCGCGGGGGCUGGCAAGCCAGGUGCCCAGAAGGUGGAACCGCUACCCAGAGAUGGAGCACCCAAAGCAAAGGAAAGACUGAACCUUCUCACUGUUCCCUGUCCUCCUUCCGCAGGAGUUCCGCCGCCCAUCCUGUCCACCUUCAAGUCCCCCAGUGACAUGCUGGACAGCAAGUUGGUGGGCCUGCCUGCUGACAUUAAGCCCAAGAUAGAGGAGGGCUGCCUGAAGCCCUCCCCCUGCCAAUUUACUACCAGCCCCUCGGAGAAGCUUCCUGUCAAAUCUGAGGCCGUUGAGAAAAUGGCUGCAACCUUAGCAGUGAACAUCAAGCCCGGGCAGAAUCUCAUGAGCUCUGGCGCCGGAGGGCCUGGGAUGCGGCUUAGCAUGACGCAGUUCCACAGCAACAGCCACACUUCCAUCUCGGACAAGGUCCUCUACGGCACCCCGAGCCGGCCACCACUCACUCCCAGCCAGAUGGCCAGCGCAAAUAACUCGGUCCUGGAAAAGUUUGAGCUCGACGGAGGGUCCUUGAGCCUGGCCAGCACCCAGCAGCACUCCCCGGCGGAUGAUCUGGAUAAGAUGGAAAGUUCCUUGGUGGCCAGCGAGCUGCCGCUCCUGAUUGAAGACCUGCUGGAACACGAGAAGAAGGAGCUGCAGAAGAAGCAACAGAUGUCUGCCCAGGUGCCGGGGGGGUCCCAGCAUCUCCCGCCCCACGCCCUGUUAGCCCACCCCGCUCCCCCUAGCCAGCCGCACGAGGGGCCGCUGGUAAGCCCCCCGCAGCAGCUUCAGUUGGGCGUGGUGGCCAGGCAGCAGGGGAUGGUGGCCAACCCGCAGUUGAUGCAGCAGCCGCCGCCGCCGCCGCCGCCGCGUUUGGCCGGUCCUCAGCAAAGCCAAGGGCUGGCCCCCCAUAUGGGAGUGACUCAGAACCAGGCUCACCUGCUCGCCGCGCAGCAUGGCAUCCAGGCCACGCACGGUCAACAGAACCAGCAGCAGGUCCUGGCCCAGAAGCCCAUGCCUGGGGUCCAGCCGCCGCCGCCCCAACAGCCACAGAUGAUGGGGCUUAAGCCUCAGCAGCUUGUGAUGCAGCAGCAGCAACAGCAGCAGCAGCAGCAACUGGCAAACAGCUUCUUCCCCGAUACAGAUCUUGAUAAAUUUGCUGCAGAGGACAUUAUGGAUCCUAUUGCCAAGGCCAAGAUGGUGGCUCUGAAGGGUAUCAAGAAGGUCAUGGCACAGGGCAGCAUUGGAGUGGCUCCUGGCAUGAAUCGGCAACAAGUCUCCCUGCUGGCGCAGAGGCUGUCUGGAGCUUCGGCUUCAUCCGAAAUUCAGAACCACAUCCUGCCUGGCUCCGGAGGGCAGGAACGGAGCAGUGACCCAACGCAAGCUCGUCCAAACCCACCCACUUUUGCUCAAGGUGUCAUCAACGAAGCCGAUCAGCGUCAGUACGAAGAGUGGCUUUUUCACACGCAGCAGCUCUUGCAGAUGCAGCUAAAAGUUCUGGAAGAGCAAAUAGGAGUGCACCGCAAAUCCCGCAAAGCCCUGUGUGCCAAGCAGCGGACGGCUAAAAAGGCAGGCCGGGAGUUCCCGGAAGCUGAUGCCGAAAAGCUCAAGUUGGUGACUGAGCAGCAAAGCAAAAUCCAGAAGCAGUUGGACCAGGUUCGGAAGCAGCAGAAAGAGCACACCAACCUCAUGGCCGAGUACCGGAGCAAGCAGCAGCAGCACCAGCAACAGCAAACCUCCGCCGUUUUGGCCCUGAGCCCCUCGCAAAGCCCCCGCCUCGUGGCCAAAGUCCCCGGCCAGCUGCUUUCCGCUCACGGUCUCCAACAGGGGCCGCAGGGCUUAGCGGGCCAAGCCGGUGGCUUGCGCCUUCCUCAGGCUGCCACCAUGGCGGCACAACAGGGCAUGCCAUUCUUAGGGCAGCCGCCGCCGCCGCCACAGCAGCAGCCGCCCCCUGGCGCUGCCGCCUCCGGCAACUUCUUUUCCAGCACUCGUCUCUUGCAGGAGAGGCAGCUGCAGCAGCAGAGGUUACAGCUGGCCCAGAAGUUACAGCAGCAAAACCUCCUAGGGCAGGUGUCGAUGCAGCCGCCGCAGCAACAGAGCCUCAUGGGACAAAUGGCCCUGCAGCAGCAGGGCCUGAUGGGACAGGUCUCGGUGCAGCAGCCGCAUCCGCCGCAAAGCCUCGUCGGCCAGGUCUCGGUGCAGCAGCAGCAGCAACCAAGCGCACUCAGCCAGACUGGCUUGAUGGGCCAGCCCCCGCCCCCACCCCCGACCCCCCAGCCCAGCCAGAACAUGCUCCCCAAGCAGCAAGGGCUGCUCAGCGGCAGCCAGGCAGGAGUCAUGGUCCAGCAGCUCUCUCCGCGGCAACAGCAGCAGGCCAUGCUUGGGCACGCCAUGCUGCAGCACCCGGGGGCCAUGGCUCACCAAGCGUCACAGCGGCAGAUGCUGUUGGCUCCGCAGCAGCACAGGGCGUUGGGAUCUCCCCAGCAGCUGACCCAGCAGGCACAGGGGAUGAUGGGACACCGGCUGCUCUUGCAGCAGCAGCAGCAGCAGCCGGGAGUGCUUGGGCCGCAGAGGACUUUGCUGGGUCAGCCGCCGCCGCCGCCCAGCUCGAUAGCACAGCAGCACCAGACCCUCCUGGGCCAAGGCCAGGCUGCUCAGCAGGGGAGCUUGGGCCAGGGGCAGGCCUCACAGGCAGGGUUAAUUGGGCAGGCUGGUCAGCAGGGGGCCUUAGGCCAGGGGCAGGCCCCCCAGCCAGGCUUGAGCCAAGGACAGGGCAUCGCGGCAGAGCCCGUCCAGCACUUUGCACAGCUUCGGCCUCUGAACCAGCCGCUGCACUUGAGUCAGGGAACACAGCCAGCCCCUUCACAGCCGGGCCCGGCUGCCAAGGAGCAGCAGGGAGGGGCAGGAGGCACCGCCCUGCUGCCUCAAGAGGGGGCAGAGGGCGUGCUGCAGCAGACGCUGCGGCCCCAUCUGGUGGGUCAGGACCUGGGGGGGCAGUUGCAGCUCGGCGGUACCCAGGAGCAGCAAGGGAUGGGCAGCCUUGGACCCCCUCUGCAGGACCAGCCCUCCCAGCUGAUGCUUCAGCAGCACGGCGAGCAGCAGAAAGCUCCAGCCGAGGUAGGCCAGGCGCAACACCUUCUGCUGGGAUCUCAGGGCUCGCUGCAGCUACGCAUGCAGCAGCAGCAGCAGCAACAAAGCAGCCUCCUGCAGCAGCCGCUGCGGACUCACCUGCCUAUGGACGGUUCCCUGCAGCAAGAAGCGUCUCAACAGCAGCAGCACCGCGAUGGCGCUCCGGCCUCCCGCCUGUUAAGCCAGCCGACGGAACAGCACGGACAAGUGCAAAGCGCCGUGGCCCAGCAGCAAAGGAUUGCGGGCCAGAGCCUGGAGCAGCCUUCCCAGGGCUUGGCGGGACAGCUUCCCUUGCAGCAGAGCCCAGCCGGCCCUCCUAAAGCACCAGGGCUGAUGGUGCCGCAGCCGCCAAGCGCGACCGUCCAGCAGUCCUCGCCCCAAGGCCAGAGCUUCCUCUCCAGCCCAGCGAUGGGCCAGAUCCGAGCCCAGCUGCAGGGGGUCAUCUCCAAAAACCCCCAGCUGCGGAAUCUCACUCCGCAGCAGCAGCAGCAGCUGCAGGCUCUGCUGAUUCAGCGGCACCAGCAGAACCUGUUGCAGCAGCACCAGCAGCACCAGCACCAAGCGCUGCGGCAAGCCGGCCCUUACCAAGGGCAGGCUCAGGCGUCACUGGAGCCGGGUCAGCCCACAGCUGCCCAGCAGCUUUCCCUUCCAGGCGCUGCGGCCCAGCAGCCACAGAGACAGUCGCCCCUCGCCGUGUUUCAGAUUCGCUCAGAGCAAAGCUUCGCCCCCUCUGCAGAGCAGCAGAGAGUGCCGGUGGGCCAGCAGGCAACGAGCAGUCCCCAGCAGCAGGGGGUGCCGAGGCAACCCACUCCCCAGGCUUCCUCUGUGCCCUUCAGCGUUGCUGGUGUGGCCCCUGCCCGGCAGCAGCCCAGCCCUUCAGAGCCAAAGAGACCCUCCCCUGUGAUUUUCGCUAAAAGCCCUGAGCAACAGCUGACCCCCGCCGAGAAAAAACAGCUGGCUGCCCCCAGCCCCCUGCUUCGCCCGGACCCAUCCCCGGCCAUUCCAUGCACAGAGGAGAUUGUUACUGGGACCGGCAACCUCAGGGACUCCGAGUGCCCCACCAAAGACUCUGUGGAGCCCGGCACCGUGAAUGGGCAGGGGGUGGAAUCCGCUUCUCCGGCAGAAGGAAGCGUCCCGCCCCCCACGGGUGAUCUUCUGCACGUUACCAUCAAACAGGAACCCAGGGAGGAGGCGGCGCAAUGCGCCCUGAUGGGCCACGCCCAGCCAGUGAAGCGCGAGGCCAACGGGGAUCUUGGGUCCACAGCAGCCACCGUCCCCACCACCACCAACAGCCUUGCCCGGUCCGAAGCUGGCCACCUCUUGCUGCAAAAGCUUCUGCGGGCCAAGAACGUGACACUUGCCACGCAACGCUCGGGGGACGUCAACGGCCACGUGGAUGGCAAAGUGCCCGGAGUGGAGGGCCGCUUGCAAGCAGUCCCGGAUGGAAGAGCGGAUACGGCAGCCGCAAAGAAACCCCCGCCCCCCAAGCCCAAGCGCUCUCAGAAGGCCGGAGACCGGCUUGCCAACUCCCGCAAGAAGCUGCGCAAGGAGGACGGGGUGAAGCCUAACGAAGCCCUGAUGAAACAGCUCAAGCAGGAGCUCUCCUUGCUGCCUUUGAUGGAGCCUGUGAUCACAGCCAACUUCAACCUUUUUUGCCCCUUUGGGAGCAGCCCCAUCAAUGGCAAAAGCCAGCUUAAGGGGUCUUUUGGUAACGCUGCCCUGGACAGCAUUCCGGACUACUACUCACAGCUGCUGACCAAGAACAACUUAAGCAACCCGCCAACACCGCCAUCUUCACUGCCCCCCACACCACCCCCCUCCGUGCAGCAGAAGCUGGUGAAUGGAGUUAUGUCUACUGAGGAACUGACCGAGCAGCCCAAGGAACCAGUACUGCCCCACGAGACCGAAGGACAGAAGGGUGCUCCUCCUGUGGAAGUGAAAAGUGUAGACCUCCUGGCAGCGUUGCCCACACCGCCACACAAUCAAACUGAGGAUGUCAGGAUGGAGAGCGAUGAAGAAAGCGACUCCCCCGAUAGUAUUGUCCCGGCGUCAUCGCCUGAGAGCGUCCUGGGCGAAGAGAUGCCACGCUUCCCCUUGCUGGCUGGAGCCAAGUCCAGGACGGAGGAGCGCCCGAUGUCCCCGGUCAUACCUAUCAUCCCAAAGGCCAGCAUCCCAGCUUUCUCAGAUGCCAAGCCCUAUGUGGCACCGGAGCAGGUGGGGGGGAAGGGGACCCCGGGCACUUCGUGGGACAAGGCCAAGGGCAGCGAGGUGUCCGUCAUGCUCACCGUGUCUGCAGCUGCCGCUAAGAACCUGAAUGGCGUCAUGGUGGCGGUUGCUGAACUGUUGAGCAUGAAAAUCCCCAGUUCUUACGAAGUGCUGUUUCCAGACAGCCCCAUGAGGGGUGCAGCUAGCGAACCCCGGAAAGGCGAAGCCGACGCACAGAGCAAAGAGAAGCCGGUCGCUGCGAAGGGCCCUGAAGGGGGCCCCGAGUGGUUGAAGCAGUUUGAUGCUGUACUGCCAGGCUACACUCUCAAGAACGAGCUGGACAUCUUAACGCUGCUCAAGCAGGAGAGCCCAGCUCCGGAAAAGGCUGCCCAACACUGCUACAUCAACAAUGUCGCCAACCUGGAUGUGCGACAGCUCCUGACGCUCCCCGAAGAGCCCUCUCCGCCUCUUUCCCCUUUUGCACCUUCCCCACCGAGCCCCCCAAGAGCGCCAGAGCCUGUCCCUGAACCCGAGUUGCCGCCUCUACCUGCUCCUUCUCCCCCGGCUUCUUCCCCCAAGGAGGAGGCACCUCAGUCCCCCCUCAAAGCCAAGCCACGCUCCCGGCCCCUGGAAGACAACGAGGAGAACAAGCCGCGGCUGAAGAAAUGGAAAGGGGUGCGCUGGAAACGGCUGCGCUUCCUGAUCACCAUCCAGAAGGGUGGCUCCAAGCGGGACGGGGACAGGGAGAUCUCGGAGUUCAUCGAGCGCUUGGCCACCACCCUGCGGCCCGAGAAAGUGCCGCGCGACUUGCGGAAAUGCUGCUUUUGCCACGAGGAAGGGGACGGGGCCACCGACGGCCCAGCACGCCUCCUGAACCUGGACCUUGACCUGUGGGUGCAUCUCAACUGUGCUCUCUGGUCCACCGAGGUCUACGAGACCCAGGGCGGGGCCCUCAUCAACGUGGAAGUGGCGCUGCACCGGGGCUUGCUCACCAAGUGCUCGCUUUGCCAGAAGACCGGGGCCACCAACAGCUGCAACCGCAUCCGCUGCCCCAGUGUCUACCACUUCGCCUGUGCCAUCCGGGCCAAGUGCAUGUUCUUUAAGGACAAGACCAUGCUGUGUCCUCUGCACAAGCUCAAGGGCCCCUGUGACCAGGAGCUCAGCACCUUCACUGUCUUCCGGCGCGUCUAUAUCGAGCGUGACGAGGUCAAGCAGAUCGCCAGCAUCAUCCAGCGGGGAGAGCGCCUCCACAUGUUCCGGGUGGGAGGCCUGGUCUUCCAUGCUAUAGGGCAGCUCCUGCCUCACCAGAUGGCAGACUUCCACAGUGUCACAGCACUCUACCCCGUGGGCUACGAGGCCACCCGCAUCUAUUGGAGCCUGCGGACCAACAACCGCCGCUGCUGCUACCGCUGCACCAUCUGCGAAAACAACGGCCGGCCCGAGUUUGUGGUGCAAGUUAUGGAACAGGGUCUGGAGGACUUGGUCUUCACGGACUCAUCACCGCAGGCUGUGUGGAACCGCAUCAUCGAACCGGUAGCCACAAUGCGCAAGGAAGCGGACAUGCUGCGACUUUUCCCCGAGUACCUAAAGGGAGAAGAGCUCUUUGGCUUGACGGUGCACGCUGUCCUGCGCAUCGCAGAGUCUCUGCCCGGUGUCGAGAGCUGCCAGAACUACAUGUUUCGCUACGGGCGGCAUCCGCUCAUGGAGCUCCCCCUUAUGAUCAAUCCUACAGGUUGUGCUCGGUCCGAGCCCAAAAUCCUCACACACUACAAACGGCCCCACACCCUGAACAGUACCAGCAUGUCUAAAGCCUAUCAGAGCACAUUCACGGGUGAAACCAACACACCGUACAGCAAGCAGUUUGUCCACUCCAAGUCCUCACAGUACCGCCGCCUCAAGACUGAGUGGAAGAACAAUGUCUACCUGGCACGCUCACGUAUCCAAGGGCUUGGGCUCUAUGCCGCCAAGGAUCUAGAAAAGCACACCAUGGUCAUUGAGUAUAUCGGCACCAUCAUCCGCAACGAAGUGGCUAACCGGCGUGAGAAAAUCUACGAGGAGCAGAACCGAGGGAUCUAUAUGUUCCGUAUCAACAACGAACAUGUCAUCGAUGCCACGCUGACAGGUGGCCCUGCCAGAUACAUCAAUCACUCUUGUGCUCCUAACUGUGUGGCUGAAGUUGUGACUUUUGACAAGGAGGACAAAAUUAUAAUCAUCUCGAGUCGCCGAAUACCCAAAGGAGAGGAGCUAACGUAUGACUACCAAUUUGACUUUGAAGACGAUCAGCACAAGAUCCCGUGCCAUUGUGGAGCCUGGAACUGCAGGAAGUGGAUGAAUUAGCCCGUAGAGGCCAUCAGACACGGCGAGGAGGGGGCACCCCGACUGCCUGGCACAGACGGCACAGGAGGCUCUACAGAGAGGCCUGUUCCACCAGAUCUCCCGACCCUCCUAUAAGGCAGAGAAUCAACCCGGGAAAGCAUGCUUAGAAUCCACCCCCCCCCCCAACAUGCUGGUGGCGCAGCUGGGACACCAAAAGGGCUUGGGUGACGUCAGCAUGUCUGCCACUGCACCGCGCCAACCUUGGUUAUGGUCUUGUAUCAAGCCAGCUGUUCCGGCCACCGUGGCCAGCCGGCUCCUCUUCCACACAAGGCGACCUGCUUUUCCCCGGCAAAAGGCAGCAGCCACUAGCAAGCCCCGUUCUGGGGUGGGGAACUGAUAAACUGGCAACUCAGGGUUUUCUUUUAGUAUUUUUCUUUUGAGGCCGUAAUGGGGAAACCUUCCACCCCUGUGCACCUGUAAAUAAUGAACUUCAGAAAUAUACUGGGAAGAGAUGGGGUGGGGGGGGGGCAUUCUGUCUAGCAAAGCUGGGGGAAGGGAACUGUGGCACGGCUAUUGGAUCCCCAGGGGGAGAGUUUGCAACUUUUUCUGUGUGUUUAUGUGCAUUUGGGGGAUUUCUUGUGUGUGUGUGUGUGCGCGCGCGUGAGAGACAAAGCUGAUUUUUAAAAUAAAACUUACUAUCUAUUGCUUGCUAAUUUACCAAGGUAACAAGAGGCUUCAAAGAGACUUACUAGCUUGACAAUCCACCUUCCAGAGCCCCCAGCUCUGGGUUUUGUAUGCGUUUAGGUGUUGGAUUUGAAAAGGGGGCAUGAGUGUGUGGUGUGUGUAUGUGUGUGCGCUCGCUUUUCGGGGGGAAAAUACUUCUAGUGAACAGCAGGCCCUGGCUUGGUGAAGCUGGAAGCGGACCUGCCCUUCCUCCUGCCUGCCCUUCCCCAUCUUCCAUGCGCGAGGAGCGUCCGCACUUGAACCUACCUCAUUUGAAGUGUUAGAUUUUGUUUUUUGUUUUCUAAUGUGAGCCCCUCGCUGUGCCACCCUUCUGCUUUUUUUAACCCUCUUCCUUUUAACAUGGAGAGCCACAGCCGCCCUGGCAGACAUGGGAACAGUUUUCGUGUGGAGGUGGGCACUGUUUUGCUGGGAUUGUCUCCCCCCCCCCCCC
Molecule: messenger RNA, 16657 nt
Organism: Eublepharis macularius
Lineage: Eukaryota; Metazoa; Chordata; Lepidosauria; Squamata; Eublepharidae
Gene: KMT2D
Product: lysine methyltransferase 2D
Exons: 55
Coding region: 46-15504 (5152 amino acids)
Biological process (GO): positive regulation of transcription by RNA polymerase II
Cellular component (GO): MLL3/4 complex; nucleus
Molecular function (GO): transcription coactivator activity; histone H3K4 methyltransferase activity; histone binding
Source: RefSeq, a predicted model, not a curated record